This is a messenger RNA of Ruditapes philippinarum (Manila clam), 3397 nucleotides long. RefSeq names its product integrin alpha pat-2-like. NCBI's taxonomy places the organism in Eukaryota, Metazoa, Mollusca, Bivalvia, Venerida, Veneridae. The record is from RefSeq and is a predicted model, not a curated record. Gene Ontology annotation, molecular function: integrin binding. Gene Ontology annotation, cellular component: external side of plasma membrane; integrin complex. Gene Ontology annotation, biological process: cell adhesion mediated by integrin; cell-cell adhesion; integrin-mediated signaling pathway.
AUGACUCAAUAUGAAAAUACAAGCGGAUCGGAAGUAAAGAUAAACUGAAUAGUGAAGCUUGUUUAAGAUAUGUAAAAAACGGAAAUAAGGUCUCCUUAAAGGAUGUUGAACGGAAAUAGGUUUAAACCUAAUAUCAAGUAAAGUUAAUCAUUUUACUAGUAUAACUAUGUAGUGCGAGCAUACAUACAUUGUACAUGUUUUGAGCAACUUAUAAGUAGAUUUCUGAUAACAAAAACGGUGCAUAUAUGGGUGUUAAACGGAUAUAACACGAAAUUUAUGGAUUUUAUUACAAUUAAACACUGAAUACUUUGGAUAAUCCUUACUUAUGAUAUUAUUAUUUUUCUAAUAAAAAUGGUAAAGUUUCGUUGACAAUAUAAAAAUAUUCUUCUGGACUGUACAUUUAUAUAAACUAAGAAAUAAUAAAUAAAUAGUAGUUCUUGAAUUAAAAAAAAAAAGGAAAAUAUUUGUGUUUAAAAUGGCUCGUGACACAUGUUAUGACAACGUGCUUAAUGUGCUUAAGUACGGUUGCCUUGUGCUCUUUGCUAUACAAGUUGGGGUUGUUUUGAGUUAUAACAUUGAAGCUAAUCCGAAAAAAGUCGGAAAAGCUGAAGGUGAAAAGGAUUCCCAAUUUGGAUACACCGUUGCAAUUAUUCGUAAACCGGGUUGGACCACUGGAGAUAAAAGCUUUCAUGAUAAAGAACUUUUGGUAGGGGCGCCAAAUUUAACCUACAAAAAAAUCAUCGGCCAUGGUCAGGCAACUCGAUGUAUGACACCGACAAGUGAGAAUAUCACCUGCACUUCCCUUGACCUCGAGGAUCCUUCAAACUUGUGUGAAAAAUUAAAGAAAACCAAAACUGACUGUACAUUUGAAAGCAGACUUGGAGCGACAAUAGAAGUAAACCGAAAGUAUAAUAAAAAUAAUAGAGCCGAUAUGGUUACUGUUUGUGCCCCUGGUUGGAAAAACGUUUACCCCGAGAUAGCCCCUGAUAAAUACCAGAAUUAUAUGCCUGGUAUGUGCUUGAGAAUGAGAGAUCAACUUACAGUGCAGUCAUGUGAUCGACCGUUCUGCUGGCCGUUUUGGCCAGGCAAUAAUGAAACAUCUUUUAAAGGGAGACCACAAUAUACCUACGCAGAAGGUGGAAUGUCGGCCACAUAUACCAAGGAUGGACUCGGGGACAUUAUUGGUGCUCCCGGGGCUGAUGAUUGGCGAGGUGCGUUUAAAUCGUAUCUAAAGGAUUGGACGGCCCGGCUGAGUUUUGAUUACACUACAAACACGAUGUACUUCGGAUAUGCUUUGGCUGUUGGAAAGUUUUGGAAAGGUGAAAUGGUUAUAUCUGGAGCCCCUAACUGGAAUGAUCCGAAAAGCACGGGACAUUUCGGAAAGGUUUAUCUGUAUAUUGGAAAUGACCUAGAAUAUCAGCUAGAUUUUGGCAUCCCAGCAACUCCAUGUCCCGACCAAGAUAACCUGGAUUUAAGAGAAUUAAUUGACAAAGAACAAACUGGUACCAAGUUUGGCGCAGCACUCGCUGCUGUUGACGUCACAGGUGACGGAUAUGACGAACUAUUUGUUGGUGCCCCGUUCUACACUGGUGACAAUCCGGAAGAGGGACGUGUUUUCGUUUAUAGUUCGUCAAGAGACACCAGUAUCUGUGGUCCAAUAGGAAUUCUUUCAGGUGGUGUUAAGGUACCUUCAUUAAAGGAUAAAUCUUCUUUUGCUCGGUUUGGUGCAGCCAUCGCAUCUAUGGGUGACCUUGACCUUGACGGUUAUAAUGAUGUAGCAAUCGGAGCACCCUACGAAGAUGAUGGAGCAGGUGCCAUAUAUAUCUACCCAGGCAUUGGAGAGUGUAAAUGCGAAAUGAAUGACCAUUUCACCCAAAGGAUAGCUGGUCGUGAUCUUGACAUUGGUUUACGAUCAUUUGGCUGGAGCAUGUACGGUGAUGAAGACAUUGAUGACAAUUCUUUCCCAGAUUUCGUUGUUGGAGCGUACGAGUCAGACACUGCGUUAGUGUUUAGAGGGAGGCCAAUAGUCAAUGUUUUCGUUGAAAUUGAAAUGACUCCAAAUCCAAUACCUUUAAACGGUUCCCUCUUAGCCUGUUCCGCUGAUAAAGAAACUCUCUGCUUCACUGUAAUAGCCAAGUUCCGCUUUGAAUCGGUCGGGAGUAGGAAAGGAAAAGUGGACAAUGUCUACCUUAAAUGGACACUGGAUUCUGACACUUUACAUAAGAGCAAAGAAGGAUGGAGUAGAGUUUCAUUUAGAUAUUUUGAUAAACAGGACAUUAUUACAGAGAAUAUUACACUCUCUGGACCCAGUGUACACAAUAAAACGUAUAUAAUGGACGUGAAGAGGUAUAGAGGAAAACCAGAACCGAAGGAUGCCUGGACGAAUGUUCGUAUGGAAGGACGUUUUGAGCUUAUACCUUCUAGUGAAGACAAUUUUGAUGUUCUUGAUCCGAUCCUUUCAAAAGACGUUAACACGCUAAUCUUGGAAGAUACUAAAUUUGACAAGAAAUGUGAUAAUAUCAACACGUGUACAUCCGACCUUAGACUUCAAGUAGAUAUGUUUCUGCUUAGGGAUGGCGUUAAACCUACACAUGUCCGUAAUGAUACUGUUUUGUACGUUGAUGCUGCUAACAUGUUACAGGUAACGGCCGACGUACUGAAUCUUUUUAAUUCAUCAUACAGAGCUAACGUUAGUGGGGAAGUCUCGACGUUGAUGAAAAGAGAUGCCUCCCCGAAUAAUGGCCUUAUUGGUGCAAGUUGCAAGUACGAAUCUCCUCAUCAAACCAGCACGAUUGUCAACUGUACCGCAGACAGUAAGCUGGAUAGAAAUGAAAACAUGAAGAUCAAAAUGUACUACGAUAUUAGUAGGCAACGCCUGAUUCCUGGGAUGGACCUGAAUAAAAUGAAGGAAAGCAUACAUAUUUCUAUGCGUGCUGACCAGGCUAAUUCAGACGUUGACACUAGCAACAACGACUUCAAAAGAACCAUUGCUGUGAAGCUGAAAUAUUCAGUACAUAUACAGGCAGACAAAGAAACGUCCGAUCAACUUAGAUACAAAGCUGACGAAAAGAGCACAAAUAUGCUUCGAUUGAUUCAUAGAUACAUCAUUACGAACGAAGGACCAAGUUUUCUACCGAAGACAUAUGUUAACAUAACAAUACCACUGUCCAAUGAAGAUGCAGAAUUUGCCAGAAUUGUGGAAUUGCCAACCAAAUGUGUUUAUCGUGGACAAUUAUUUGAUACAACUACACCAGCAUCAACCACGGUGAAAACAACAAAACACUCACUUCCUCCGGACACAGAACCAGAAAGGAGACGAAGAGAAGCGGAACGAGCGGCACAAAGUGCGAAAAGUACUGGAGAGAAACCCGAACCGACAUCCAAAGCUAAGAAUAUA